This is a messenger RNA of Puccinia graminis f. sp. tritici CRL 75-36-700-3, 362 nucleotides long. RefSeq lists its product as uncharacterized. NCBI's taxonomy places the organism in Eukaryota, Fungi, Basidiomycota, Pucciniomycetes, Pucciniales, Pucciniaceae. The transcript has 3 exons. The record is from RefSeq and is a predicted model, not a curated record. Bases 99 to 362 code for a protein of 87 amino acids.
CACCACCAAUCCCACAAACCAUCAAUCUCAAACACCAUCAACUCUUCAAAGAAAUCAAAAACAAACAGCCUUCAAAAUCAUUAUCCACCCUUCGCAAAAUGCAAAUCACCACCGUCUCCAUCUUGGCCAUCUUAGCCACCCUCUCAGCCGCCACCCCGGCCGCUGAUGCCCAUCAGCAGCUCCAGGCUCGCGCCGUAAACUGCAAGAACAUUGUGCCCGCAUGCUUUGGCGGGAGUAAAGGCGCCAAGACUAACUGCCGCUGCAAGGGGCAGAAGGGCACCUGUGACUUAUGGACUUGUCCAGGCUCCAGCGCCGGCGCUAUGGUUUGCGGCCAAGAAGAAAGUGGCUGCGUCUUCCUCUAA